AUGGAUUGGACGUUUAGUGCUGCUGCCUUCCUAGACUCACAGGAGGGUUGGGUUGCUGGAGGUUCCCCCUUUGACCAAACAGGAUAUAUCGGUCAUACUAGAGACGGUGGAAAGACAUGGGAGCAAGUGGAAACCCCUAUUGAGACAACACUCACGGAUAUCUACUUUCUUGACAAAAAGAAUGGAUGGGCAGUGGGCCAACAGGGCAUGAUUGUCGGAACAACAAAUGGCGGCAAACGCUGGGAUGUCCAAACGAGUAAGGUUGGGAACUGGCUUAAAGGUGUUCACUUCGUUAGCCCCAAAAUCGGUUAUGCAGUUGGAAUGAGCGAAACAGUUGUUCAGACCAAUAACAGUGGAAAACAGUGGAAUGUGCUUCACGGUGGUGAAAUUGCUUCUGCUGUGGGUGAUGAAGAAACGAUCGUGUUUAAUACUGUCCAAUUUAUUGAUGAAUCCACCGGUUGGGUAGCAGGGGUUAGGAUUAGUCCAGAAACCGGUGGACAAGAUGGCUUAGUUCAGAAAACUACCGAUGGUGGACAAACAUGGAUGGAUCAGCCCACAAAUAUCCCGGAUAUUCUCGAAGAUAUUUUCUUUAUCGAUGCCAACAAUGGUUGGGUGGUCGGAGAAAACGGUAUUAUCUUGCACACCACAAAUGGCGGCGAUAGUUGGGAUAUCCAAACGAGCGGAACGGAGGAAAAGCUAUUGAGCGUCAGCUUUGCUGACAGUGCCGUAGGCUGGAUAGUUGGCGGUGAUUACGGGGUUGGCAUUAUCCUGCAUACAACCAAUGGUGGAGAAACAUGGGAAAACCAGAGCCUCACGGAAGAUGAGGCACCUAUUAUUAGCAAACAACAGCUAUCCGAUGUCUUCACUUUGGAUGGAAGCCACGUCUGGAUAACAGGUCCAGGUGGUUUCAUGAUCUCGUAUUCAAAGUAG
This is a messenger RNA of Geodia barretti, 930 nucleotides long. Lineage: Eukaryota; Metazoa; Porifera; Demospongiae; Tetractinellida; Geodiidae. The record is from the annotation of a GenBank genome assembly.